AGCUGCGGGAAGGUAAGCAGUAUUUCCAAGAUGGCGUCUCCAUCAGCAUCGCUAGCGGAGCCGAGUCUAUGUGACUCUCCGGUCCCGGCUUCAAUGUUCUCUCCUGAGGCGGACGAUUCGGAUUGCAGUUUGGACGGGGAGCCUUUGAGGAACGGAGAGUCCGAACUGGACCUGACGAGUAAACAUGUAUUGGUGAGCCCCAGCGCAGAGCAGUAUGACAGCCUACUACAUCAGCUACGAGAUCGGAUGGAUGAGGGAAGGGGGGAGACGAUAUACGUCAUAGGACAAGGGUCCGAUGGGACAGAAUAUGGUCUUAAUGAAGCGGAUAUGGAGGCAUCUGUUGCUACAGUUACCAGCAUGGCAGAGCAAAUUGGUGCUGAUAUGAUCCUGCUGCGGGAGCACCAGGAGGCUGGAGGCAAAGUUCGAGACUAUUUGGUCCGCAAAUGUGUAGGAGAUAAUGACUUCUUGGAAGUAAGGGUUGCUGUAGUAGGGAAUGUGGAUGCUGGAAAAAGCACACUCUUGGGAGUUUUGACUCAUGGAGAACUUGAUAAUGGUCGUGGCUUUGCCAGGCAGAAACUUUUUCGGCACAAGCAUGAGAUCGAGUCAGGUCGCACUAGUAGUGUAGGCAAUGACAUCUUGGGGUUUGAUAGCCAUGGUCUUGUUGUCAAUAAGCCAGACAGUCAUGGUGGAAGUUUGGAGUGGACCAAGAUAUGCGAGAAAUCUUCAAAGAUAAUUACUUUCAUUGAUCUAGCUGGUCAUGAAAAAUACUUGAAGACAACUGUGUUUGGAAUGACUGGUCAUCUACCAGACUUCUGUAUGCUCAUGGUGGGCAGUAAUGCUGGUAUCGUUGGCAUGACAAAAGAGCACCUGGGUUUGGCGCUGGCUUUGAACGUCCCAGUUUUUGUGGUGGUAACAAAGAUUGACAUGUGUCCAGCAAACAUAUUGCAAGAAACCCUGAAGCUGCUGCAGAGGCUACUUAAGUCUCCAGGUUGCAGAAAGAUCCCAGUCUUGGUUCAAAACAAAGACGAUGUUAUUGUCACUGCUUCCAACUUCAGCUCAGAAAGGAUGUGUCCGAUCUUUCAGAUCUCAAAUGUAACAGGGGAGAAUCUGGAUCUCCUUAAGAUGUUCCUUAAUCUGCUGUCGCCCCGUACUAGCUCCAGGGAGGAGGAACCUGCAGAGUUUCAGAUUGACGAUACUUACUCAGUACCGGGUGUGGGCACAGUGGUUUCUGGAACUACCUUAAGGGGUCUGAUUAAGCUCAACGAUCUGCUGCUACUAGGACCAGACCCUCUGGGCAACUUUACAUCAAUUGCAGUAAAGUCAAUACAUCGCAAGCGUAUGCCUGUCAAAGAAGUGCGAGGUGGCCAGACAGCAUCUUUUGCUUUGAAGAAGAUCAAACGUUCAUCUAUCAGGAAGGGCAUGGUGAUGGUUUCCCCACGCCUGAAUCCUCAGGCAUCCUGGGAGUUUGAAGCAGAGAUCUUGGUGCUGCAUCAUCCAACCACAAUCAGCCCGCGAUACCAGGCAAUGGUACACUGUGGAAGUAUUCGCCAAACUGCCACCAUCUUGAGCAUGAGCCGUGACUGCCUACGUACUGGUGAUAAAGCUACAGUUCACUUCAGAUUCAUUAAGACUCCUGAGUACUUGCAUAUAGACCAAAGGCUGGUUUUCAGAGAGGGACGAACCAAAGCUGUGGGCACCAUAACAAAGUUAUUACAGAGCACAAACAACUUGCCAAUGAACUCAAAGCCACAACAGGUAAAGAUGCAGUCCACCAAAAAAGGUCCACUUGGAAAGAAGGAAGAAUCGAGCCCAGGGACAGCAGUAACAGAUGAGGUUUCCCCCACAGCUAAUGCUGCCGCCUCAGGAGCAUCCCCACUGCAAACACAGCCCAAGACGGGAGGAGGAGGAAGACGUCGCGGUGGACAGAGGCAUAAAGUGAAGUCUCAAGGGACAUGUGCCCCAGCAGGGGGUUGUUAAACAUGGCUGCUCAACUACUUUCUCCUUCCAACAGCUUCAGUGUGCCCCAAUUACCGUUUAAUGGAAAGAAGCAGACACUCCCAGCUAUCCUGCAGUUCCAUACACUUCAGCCAGUGAAGCCCUAAAAAACUAUUGUCAAUGGCUACUUGAAUAGCCACUGCUUAAUAGCAAUUAAAUCGCCUUUGUGUCAAGACUUGCUGUUGACCGGCUUAAGGAUGAUAAAGAGCAAAUUAAUUUAAUGAACAGCCGGAUUGUAGCUGUAACUCCUAUAAAUUUAAUUGGAUUUUAAGGAAUGAUUUUAUUUUUAUUUUUUUAUCUUGAGAAGCAGAUUACGGUAAUCGUCCUGUGUAAACCUGGGAGGGAGAAGCCUAAUG
This is a messenger RNA of Bufo bufo (common toad), 2351 nucleotides long. It is a transcript of the gene GTPBP1, whose product is annotated as GTP binding protein 1. Gene Ontology annotation, molecular function: translation elongation factor activity; GTPase activity; GTP binding. The coding region runs from base 31 to 1977 and encodes 648 amino acids. Gene Ontology annotation, biological process: translational elongation. Lineage: Eukaryota; Metazoa; Chordata; Amphibia; Anura; Bufonidae. The transcript has 12 exons. The record is from RefSeq and is a predicted model, not a curated record.